AAAUGAUAUUUUAUUAGGUAUUCGUAAAGGUAAACGUACUUGUCUGAAUUUUCAGAAUCCUACUUUGUCCGAGCGAGGUCUUGAGGAUCUUUGAAUUGGGGUGGAUGGGGACUUAAGGGAUAGCGAAACGAAUUUUACAGGCUUACUCGAGGAUCCUUGAAUAAUUUUAAUGUAAAAUAAUAGAUACAUAGAGACGUUGAAAUUUCAAAUACAGAUCUUUAAAUUGGGUUGGAUUGGGGAGUGCAACUCGGUGCACGGUGGAAUUAAUUUUUGAGUCUAAAAAAAAAAAAAACAAAACAAAACAAUACAAUCAACUGCAAACGAUAUAUGGUACCACAGUUGUCCUCGUACCCCAUUGCAUUGUUGGAAGCUGUCGCGAUUCCUCGAGCGAGGAUGCGUCGACGUAAACUGUCGCUUAAUAAUCACCCUCGUCGAGGAUCCAUCGCGAUCCCUAAGAUCGCUUACCAAGAGAUCACGGUGAGGCGCCCGGGCGCUGAUUCGUGACGAUGAUUAUUAUUCGCCCAGGCGUCAUAAAUAAUAAAGGGAGGGGGGAUUACGUAGGUCGGUGUAAUUGAAUCAAAAUAAUGUAGAGGUAUCGUGUUGUAAGCUCGGCCAAUCAUAACUCAGGUGGCCAUCUCGUCCUGCUCUGUGCUGUAGCAGAGAGGCAAGGGGGUGGGCGUCGAGGGUGUCUCUAUAUAAAGGGUGUCAUCUCUAACCCAGGGACACUUGUUCCACCACCAACAGGCCGCAAACGUCGCCGACGUCGCGACGUCUCGUACCGCGCGGGAUCUUCGUAUUUUCUCACGAGUUUCUUCACCAGUUCGAAGUCGAGGAAUCGGAAGUAUCAGUCCGCACAUCCCCCUCGAUACUUACGACAUGAGUGCGUUAUCGUCGCUCUACGUGCUGCCCUUCCUCUGCAACUGGUUCCUGGUGUCUUCCUCCAUGCUAACGCCCCUGAGAGCCGACGGGAACCUGAGGAUCUUCAAGGACGCGCCCAGCGACUUCGAGUACGUGCUGAAGAGGCACGGGAACAGCGGUCGUUCCGACGACGCCGACUCCAAGGAACGGCGAAGCAACGUUGGCUCGUCGUCUUUCAUCAGAUUCGGCCGUGGCGAUUCCGAAGUGAACGCCGAGAAGCUCCUAGACGGCGAGGCCGACGACGGAUCCAAGGUCAGCAGGUAUCCGCGAUGGAAGUCUCCGGACGUGGUCAUCAGGUUCGGUCGAUCCGGCUACAAGGCUGCCAAUAGGGAGUUGAAGCGGGGAAGGAACGACCUGAACUUCAUCAGGCAAGCAUCAUACGGCAGGAACACGCAGAUGUACCCCCUGGAGAUCGACCUGACGGCGAUGUGCUCCGACCUGAUGCUGAACGACGAGCUGAAGUAUCUCCGCCCCUACGAGGCGAGGUUGCUGCGUCUGUGCAACGUCCUCGACGACGUCGACGUCGAGCACAGGAACUCUCUGAGCUAUCUGGAGAACCGACUCGACUCGAAGCACGAGUAAAGCCCUUGCCCGGGUCCAUCGAGCGAUCAUCGUCAGGAUUCGCGUCGACGGGCGUGCAGGAAUCAAAACGGGAACGUCGAGGGGGGGAAGACACCUCGUCGCGCUCGAUCCUGAAAUUCCCGCGAACAACGUUAUUAUCGGCCGAUCGUGUUAUCGAGACCUUCAUUUUCAUUUAAUCGAAUCAGCCUCCCUUUUCCUCCAGUCAGCCGCGACGCAACGGACCGCUUCCUUCUUUUUUUUUUUUUUUU
Messenger RNA from Hylaeus anthracinus, 1748 nucleotides. RefSeq names its product FMRFamide-related peptides-like. NCBI's taxonomy places the organism in Eukaryota, Metazoa, Arthropoda, Insecta, Hymenoptera, Colletidae. The record is from RefSeq and is a predicted model, not a curated record. Gene Ontology annotation, biological process: neuropeptide signaling pathway. The transcript is spliced from 3 exons. The coding region runs from base 877 to 1500 and encodes 207 amino acids.